This is a messenger RNA of Drosophila navojoa, 222 nucleotides long. RefSeq lists its product as uncharacterized. Lineage: Eukaryota; Metazoa; Arthropoda; Insecta; Diptera; Drosophilidae. The record is from RefSeq and is a predicted model, not a curated record.
UCAAUUAACAUCCCAACGAUGAAGUUCUACAUGCUGUUCGUUCUUCUGCUGAUUGCACUGGUGGCAGUUCAGGCAGCACCAAGGCGCAGCCGCGGUGAUGGUGGAUCCAGCGCCACAGCAAACGCAAACGCCAGCGCCGUAUCCCAGGGCGGCGGCAGGUCCUCGGCUAGCGCAAAUGCAUCUGCCAAUGCAUCUUCCAGUGGCGGCCGUCGUAGGGGCUAA